AUGCCUUCCGUCGUCUCAUCCUCCUUCUACCUCCCAUCAGUGGACAUUACCCCCUUCCUGGAGGACCCCACCAGUCCAGCUGCCCAGCAAGUAGUUGAAGAUGUGCGUGCCGCAUGCAUCUCCACUGGUUUCUUCCAGAUGACCGGCCACGGUGUGCCUACAUCUCUCCAACAAUCCGUAUUUAAUGCAGCCGCCAAAUUCUUCAAACUCCCACAACCCGUCAAGACUAAACUCGAUGCUCGCAGUAGUCUUGGAUUCCGUGGAUAUGAUGUGAUGGGUACGCAGCUGUACGAAGAUGAUGUCCUCCCCGAUCUGAAGGAGGGCUUUUUCCUUGGACAAGACAUCCCGGCCGAGGACCCGCGCGUUGCAGCUCGUCGAUUCUUCAUGGGCCCGAACGUUUGGCCGCCAACAGAGAUGCUGGCCUCUCGGGAUUUCAGGGAUCCCCUUGAAAAAUACUAUCAGGCCAUGACUGAGUUGUCGCAUAUCGUUCUCGACCUUGUUGCUGCAACCCUGCCCUACGGACCUCACGUCUUCGAUGAGUUCAAGGCUAAUGACCCUGCCUGCCCCAUGAGACUCCUGCAUUAUCCGCCGACUCGCCCAGCUGCCACCGCCGAGGAAGGUGAAGCGCAGAAGAGGCAGCUGGGUAGCAGCGCUCACACGGACUUCGGAGCCGUGACGCUGUUGCUACAAGACGAACAUCCUGGUCUGGAAGUGCAAGACCGCGAAACGGGUGAAUGGAUCGGUGUUCCACCGGACCCGGCAGCGUAUGUGGUCAAUAUGGGGGAUAUGAUCAGCCGGAUCACCGGUGGGCUGUACAAGAGUAGCAUUCACCGAGUUGUGAAUAAGAACCCGACCGAUCGGUUCAGUGUCGUUUAUUUCUUCGAUGGAAACAUUGACUUUAAAUUGUAUCCUCUGGAUGUCGUCUAUGGCAAGGGGAUUGAUGAGGACGAAAAGGCACCGACCGUCGAGGAACAUAUGAUUGAGCGGACUAUGGCUUCGUACAAUAUGAAGAAGAGCUCUUGA
Molecule: messenger RNA, 1023 nt
Organism: Penicillium cataractarum
Lineage: Eukaryota; Fungi; Ascomycota; Eurotiomycetes; Eurotiales; Aspergillaceae
Product: isopenicillin N synthase family dioxygenase
Exons: 1
Coding region: 1-1023 (340 amino acids)
Molecular function (GO): dioxygenase activity
Source: RefSeq, a predicted model, not a curated record